GAUGGCGUAGUUUCUUUGCGUUUAUAUGUAAUAUAGCUUUCUCAUUUUGCUUAAUUACGGGGGAUGUUUUCUAACAGGGGAAGCGUGUUGUAGAAGCUCCCCAAAAUCUUAAAACUAGCCGUUGUAACGAAGAACCCUAGAAAUGGGGAUGGGGGGCGACGGCGACGGCGACGGCGAGCGCCUUACGGAUCGUGCCGCUCCAGCGCCGCCAGCGCCGCUGCCAAGGAUGGCUCCAGCUCCGCCAGCGCCGCGACCAGGGAUGGAAUCUGCCGCUCCAGCGCUACCAGAGAUGAAAUGCGAGGAGCGCUUUAGGGACCUUGCCGCUCUCGCGCUACCAGCGCCACUUCCAGAGAUGAACCCUGCCACUCCAGCGCUACCAGAGACGGAAUGCGAGGACAAGGAGCGCUUUAAGGACCCUGCCGCUCUAGCCCUGCCAGCGCCACUGGACCCUGCCGCUCCAGUGCCACCAGUGAUGGAAUGCGAUGACGAGGAGGAGUGCCUUAAUGAUCUUGUCGCUCUAGUGCUGCCAGCGCCUCCUCCUGCCGCUCCAGUGCCACCAGUGAUGGAAUGCGAUGACGAGGAGGAGCGCCUUAAUGAUCUUGUCGCUCUAGUGCUGCCAGCGCCUCCUCCUGCCGCUCCAGUGCCACCAGUGAUGGAAUGCGAUGACGAGGAGGAGCGCCUUAAUGAUCUUGUCGCUCUAGUGCUGCCAGCGCCUCCUCCUGCCGCUCCAGUGCCACCUCCAGAGAUCGAGCCUGCCGCUCCUGUGCCACCAGAGUUGGAAUGCGACGAGCAAAAGAGGAAACGACCAAGGUUUCUAAAGGGCGAAGCUGUUCCACUUGAUGAUGCCGAUCCAGCUCCACAUACCCCAGAGGCUGCUCCACACGCUCCAGAGACUGAUGCAGAUCCGGCAGCACUACAGCCUCCUCUCCCGGCUGAUCUAGCUCCUGUCCUCCCAGCUGAGCCAGUGCUAGUGCCUCCUCCGGCUGCUGCUCUCCUCCCAGCUGAGCCAGUGCUAUCGCCUCCUCCGGCUGCUGCUCUCCUCCCAGCUGAGCCAGUGCUAUCGCCUCCUCCUGCUGCUGCUCAUGCUCAUGGAGCUUCUUCAUCCACACCCAUGGAUGUUUUUAAACUACGUGCAUGGAGGCGCCUUCAACUUCGCGGUUUGAUUCCUCCCACAGCCCCAGCAGUUGCCCGGGAAAUGCCAGAGGUUGGUUUCUGUGUCGAGGACGACGAUUGGGAGUGGAAGGUGGACAUCAAAGAGCUUUUUGGCUCUUGUUUUCAGUAAUUUAGUCCUGGAAAACAUUUUACAGCGACUGUACAAAAUUUGAGCGCAUUUUGACAAGUAUAAAACUGUAUAAAUCAACGACAUUCUUGAUUUCGCC
Messenger RNA from Selaginella moellendorffii, 1379 nucleotides. RefSeq names its product vegetative cell wall protein gp1. The transcript is spliced from 9 exons. The record is from RefSeq and is a predicted model, not a curated record. Lineage: Eukaryota; Viridiplantae; Streptophyta; Lycopodiopsida; Selaginellales; Selaginellaceae. Bases 143 to 1282 code for a protein of 379 amino acids.